AUGAGGUGUUAUACUUGUUCAUAUGGAAAGAAGAACAGCGAUUGCACAAAGAUGGAGGAAUGUAAAAAAGAUGAAGAGUCUUGUGAAACCAAGAUUCGUAGAGACAAGGCCGAAAUCAAGAAAAAGUGCCAAAAGACUAAAUAUUGCAAGGCCAAGUGUGAGAAGAACGACAAAGAAUGCACGCUCUGUUGUACUGGGGAUCUCUGUAAUAAAAACCAAGGAUACGCGGAAUUUAAAUCCUGGGGAUCUUGGUCGUCCUGUAACAAAAAAUGUGGAGGAGGCAAGCGAAGUAGAACGAGGACUUGUUCAUCUACUGGUGAUGUUCCUUGUUCAGGUGAUACCAAGGAGGAACAAGACUGCAACAAUCAGGCCUGUCGUAAGUUCUAA
Molecule: messenger RNA, 387 nt
Organism: Ostrea edulis (European flat oyster)
Lineage: Eukaryota; Metazoa; Mollusca; Bivalvia; Ostreida; Ostreidae
Product: A disintegrin and metalloproteinase with thrombospondin motifs adt-2-like
Exons: 3
Coding region: 1-387 (128 amino acids)
Source: RefSeq, a predicted model, not a curated record